UAAAAGUGAAUCCAUCAACCAAACUAUUUUAAUUGUCAACGUAAUAAUGUUCCGUGAGUGAUGUGUUGUAUACAGUGACAUUAUUUAUCAUGUUAUAACCUUCAAGAAUAAUAUUUCGUUAAGUUUGAAACGUAUGUUGGAGUCUAAAAUGUCAGAAGAAGACGAAAUAGGAACGGAAAGGCAACACCUUAGUCGAUACGUAAAAAGUCAAACGAAAUAUGGCACAACUGUGUCUACUUCAAAAUGUGGGGGAAAUGUACCGUUAGCUGAAAAGGCGACUCGCCAUGUCAAACAUGUAGUUUGCACGGGGGAUACUUUAAUGGGUAUUGCUUUGAAAUACCAUGUUACAGUUGAGCAAAUUAAGAGACAAAAUAAAUUGUGGACAAACGAUAGUUUAUUUCUACGGGAGCAUAUAUUAAUUCCAUUAUUACCAUCGAACGAAACUUUAGUGCCUCAGGAGUUAAUCGUAAAGGUGGCAGAUAGAUACACAAGUUCCACGGAAGAAGAUGAAGAUCAGAAAACAGAAGUGAAAGUGUCGAAAUCGGAAAACGGAAUGGAUUUUCUCAAUAAAUAUGAUACCAAUAUUGCACAGUUAAAAUCAAAUAUAAAGAAAUUUGAAAAGAAAACAGACAGUAGUUCGGGGAAUUCAUUAUUUGAUAAUUCUCCACCUUCAAGAAGACAUAAUCUUGGUUCUUUGUAUCAACUUCCACUUGAUAAUGACACAGAAUGCUGAGUAGUAAAUGAUGAGAAUUUGUGAAGAAUCAAAUAAGCAUCUCAAUCUGAUUAAAAUACAGAUCUAUAUUUCGUUUCGUCUUUUUAUACUUUCGAUGGCCUACACUACAGGAAGAUCUGACAAGUUAUAGCGAUACAUGUAGGUCACGUCAGGGGUCAAAAGACCAACUUAUGACCCUAUGACGUCAGACAUUUGAUUAACCAAUCAGCAUUGAUGUUACUAGUGGAUUACCCACAGUUCCGUGAAAAACACGCCUAAAGCUCGCCGUAACAGACCGUUUCAUUGGCUUAUCCCUGACACCAUUCAGAACACGAGUUAAAUAACAACUCUUCCAGAUCCAAGUGUAGUAAAAACAAGUAAAAUGAAAUUUUGAACUAUAAAAACGAAACGAAAUAGGAUCUGUGUUUUAACCGGACUGAUAAGCAUCUAUAACUUGUGAUGUGUUUUUGUUUUAGUUUAGUUCAGUUCAGUUGCUACAUGUAAAGGCCACUGAAAUAAUUUAGAAGAGAAAAGUUUAAAUUAUUUGUUGUUAUAAAAUCUGAAAUUAAUUGUGAUUAAAUCCCAAAACACCUGGAAUGUUGUAGCAUUUAAUUUUUAGUUCCCACUCUCCCAUCAUUGUGUAUAAAAUUCCACAUAAAAAUAUUCCACAUUUUUAUCAAUAUGUAUUUAUAUGUAGCAAAAAUCAGUAAGUACAUGUACAUGUAGCAAAGCCUCUUCAAUUAAUAGUGUUACAGGUGUUGAUCCUGAUAUAAAAUGUCAUGUGUUAAAUGAUUAUUGGAUAUCUGGCACAUUAAGGCUCUAAAGCGGUGGACACGGCCAAAUCAUUUGGAUGAAUCAAUCGGUGCCGAAAUCCGCCUUGUGUAUUUCCUAUCAUUCGGCCAAAUGAUUCGCCCGAAUCAAUCAUGUUUGAUAUUCGCCCGGCGAAGCAUUCACCUGAUUGUAGAAUUCAUUAGCCAAUCACCACUCAUAUCGAUAAGUCACAUUAUUGUUUGAAGACAUAGUCGCUGCCAUGGUUAAUCAUGUGACGUGAAAGGUGAUGCAAUCGGCUGGUACGUCCACCGCUUACGCUUUUCUUAUAAAUUCUUCAUAUCUGAUUUGUCCAACAAUACAUACAAGUACUUGUUCUGUAAUAAUUAUAUAUCAGUGGAAUAUACUUUAUGUUUUCUGAAGUAUCUUUGAAUCAGUGUAAAAGACAAAAGUUUGGUGAAAAUUAACUAGUUGAUCUCAACAGCAAAUCUCUUUUUUCACCUGACUUUUUCAUUUGAAAAUAUGAUUGAGAGUAAAGGGUCACUCUCACAAGAUUUUAUUUGAAGGUGCUUGAAGACUACCGGUGCAUAAAGUGUUUAGUUUGUACAUGUAUACUACAGUACUACAUGUAGUCAUUGAUUUGUACUAUGUCCAAGGGAGAGUGGCUGGUUGUUCUUCUCCUUUUCAAAAUUCAGAGAGUUUAGGUGCAAGUGGUCACUCUCCUUUUACAGCAAGGUCAGUUUUCAAUUCAAUUUUUAUUGAGUACCGUAAAUUACAAUGGAGGGUAACAUUUGUAUGAAUUAAGUACAUGUAAGUGUUGAACAUGCACAUUUUUUUUGUUCAUUUAACACUAAAAUUCUGUUAAUUAUCAGCUUACAGAUCACAACUCUGGUUCUAGCUUAGUAAAACUGAUAUCAAAAAGAUCUUGUUGAUGUUGUGAUACAAAUCACACAUGCAAUAUCAGUGGGUCUUCCUUCAUGUUUAGAUUUAAAUACCCUACCAAAUGUCUCAAUAUAUCCGCAUAAUUUUCAUAUCAUCAUAUCAGUAGUCAUUUGUAAAUUAGUCAUGUAAAGAUAACUAUUUGUGUGAUAUUAAUUUUAGAUUCUAGUAGCAACAUUUAUGGAGAGUGAUUCAUGUAUGGUUUUUAAAGAGUCGACUUUCAAAACAUGUGACAUCCAUUUUAAUCUAUUGGAACUUGUCUUAUGAAAUAACCUACAGUCAAAGUUCUUUGUAGAACUUACAUCAAGACUAUUAUUGUACAUUAUAAAUAUUACAUGUAUAUUAUCUACACAGUGAUUAAAAUCAUGAAUAAACAAUAAAAGUAUGUUUAAAGAGGCAUAAAGAACUAGGCCUACACUUAGAACAAAAAGAUAAAUUUAACUAAAAUCCAAUAAAAUAGCCCUAAGAUUCAGUCAGUUUUUGAUUGUUCAAGAACUGGAACACUCAGUUCACCAGUGCACAUUAUAUGCUAUAUUACACAUACUCUUAUAAAUUCUUAAUAUGUAAGCCUGUACAUGUAACCUUCAUGUAUCUCGGUGAUGAAUUUUCACUUGUCAGAUCAGCCUCGGAUAUUGCAUACAAUCUAAAUUGGAUGAUGCUGAUUUAACUGUAUACAGUUACAUGUAGGUAAACUAUGGCAAAAAUCUAAUGUGUCUUUAAGCAAGGGUGCCUGAUGCUUGAUUAUUUGUCUAUCCUAUAGUAUGGAAUCUGCUCCUCUACAUGUAUAUUUCUUUUCUUUAUCAUUCAAAUGUUGUUUAAUUUCAUAACAUGUAUAAUAAACCAUUAAAACGGAGUAUCUGUACAUACAAAAGUGAAACAUAAUUUAGAUCAGAUUGACAUUGGUCAUAAUUAAUGUAAAUCGGGGUGUAAAUUAUUUUCAUUGUCAAAGGUACAUAGUACUGUUGAUCUAAUUUUUGUUUAAAAGAAACAAAUUACAAAACAAAGAAAAGGAGGAGGAAAUAAGAAGCCUUCAGGUGGGUUUAGUAAAACAGUGUAAAUAAAACUGCUUAGUAAUGAGAUGCUAUCUUAAUAUUGUCACGCCUUAAAGAUACCUUCAUGCGUACAAACUUUGUGGUAUAAUGAUAUACAUGUAUUUGGUCUAAAAACAUAUUCAAACUAACUAAUCUAUCAAAAAUCUGCUUCAAAUCUCUCUCAAAAAUUUGUAUUCGUGAGGAGAUAUCCCAAGCUAUAAGAAAUCUAUUUUUAGAAGCCAUUUUUGUUAUCUAACUUGAUUGAGGAAGGGCCCAUUUUUCAGAAUGUAUUUGUCAAUUACUUACUGUCCAUUUACCAUACAUAUUGAGGCCUAAGUAAAUUCUUGAAUUAUUUUUUGCCAACUUCUUUUUCUGACCUUUAAUUGCAGAGCCUGUGAAACGAUUACACCCCUCAAUAUUCCCAAAACAAUAACAACAGCAGGCAAUAAGCCAUUGUGUUGCGAGUUAGGGAUACCCUGACAUUUUUGCCCAGUGCUUGCCUCAUGGUUGUUUUUUUGGGGUUAAACUAGUUUUGUUCUAGAUUGGGCAUCUAUACUUUCCAUAUAUACCAAAUUUGCCAUACUUUUAUUGGAAAUAACCACUUUCGAGUGAAUUUAUCUUAAAUAUAUCAGUUUAAGUAUCAGGUAAGAGUAGAUAUAUGACGCCAACUGAUGCUUUAGUUAUAAAUGAAACUACUCUGUAAUUAAAUACUGUACAUGUAUUAACAUCAAUACUAUGUAUAUAUAUAAGCUUACAUACAAUGACACAACUAAUGACUCAUGAGUGUUAAACAUUAAUGUGUGAUAUGAUAGUAUCUAUUGCAAUAUCAGCUGAUUACUAUAUCGGUAUCAAAUACAUGUAUACUAUUACAGUCUAAUAUAUACUUCCUUAUUAUAUAUACUGUAGUCUACUGUAUUAAUUACUACAUGUACCUAUUAGAUUCAUUUUAAAGUGAUCAUUAUGAAGUUAUUUCAAUAAAACAUAAAACUACUUAAUAUGCAAUGCAAUAUUUAAUCUUUUGUUACACAGGAUAAUAAUAGAAAUACAAUAUUUAAUGUACUAUCUGCUUUGGGGUUUAAACAUAUAUUCAUAUAAAAUGGGACAUAUGUUACAAAAUGAUCAAUAAAAAAGUCUAUAAAAUUACCUUUUUAUUGUACUUACAUGGCCUACAUGUACAGCUUACUUUACAAGGAAAUUAGUUAUAGCUGAUGAUUGUCAUUUGAGAGUUAUUUGAAUGACAUACUAACUACACUAUUGUAAAAGUUAAGUCUCUAAAAGAUAUAAAUAAACCAGUGCCACCUAUAUGUAUAAGUGUUGGGUAAAAUUUAUUGAUGGGUCUCUUUUGUAAUAGAAGAUUGAAUUUAUCAAAGCCAGACGAUUAUCAGCUGUUGAUAUUUUGGUUUUGUUUUCUUAAUUAAAUAAGUUUGAUAUGUUUUUCCAGUGAUCGUUAAGUAUUUAGGAUAACAUAUGUCAAGUGGAAAUAUAUCUUUAAACAUUUGAUAAUUAUGAAAAUAUUUUAAAACCGGUAUUCAAAGUUCAUUUUUUAUCAAAAUGAUAAGUAAUUUGAUAGUAAUAUACAUGUAUUAAGUGCAAACUCAUCCUAGAAAAUCUGUUUUUGCAAAUAAAAAUGUCUUAAUGUAACUAAUUCAGAUUUAUAUCCUUAUAAAAAUAUAUCAUCUUAUUUACCCAAUAUGUACUAAGUUGACUUAUACACUAUAUUAUUGAUAUAGUGAAAUACAAUGGUUUAAUAUAAUAAUGAGACAAAUGUAGGAUCUUUUGGCCACAGAGGUUUUUAAAGGACAAUAUUGGUGUCAGUCAUUAUCGCAUGUAAUAGAACUCGUUAAAUACGUUCCAAAUAUAAUUUUAACACAGAGAUCAUUGCUACGAUAGGUGCAUUAUGGAGCUUUCAAGAAAGGGAAGUGACGAAUGCAAAAGGAAAACACAAGUUAUCCAUCUGUGUAACUGACUGAAGUGACGAGUGAUAACAGAUAAACAGGCGAAUUUCUGCUCACUAAUAAUUCCUUCAAAGAUCAAAAAUUGUUAUGUGCGGCUGUGAGAGGAUAUCUGAUGAUUCAAAAAAGUAAUUGAAUGUCACUAGAUAAGGGAAAACGAGAAAAAUAGAUAUAGUCCACACAAUCCCUUGUUUUUAUUCAUUCUAUACUUAAUAAAAACUUGGCAAUGCACAGACUUUUCUUAUUUUUCUUGUUUUCUCUUAUCUAGUGACAGUCAAUUAUUUUUUUUUGAAUUGUCAGAUAUCCUCUCACAGUCUCAUAUAACAACUUUUGGUCUUCGAAGGAAUUAUUUGUGAGCAGAAAUUCGCCUGUGUAUCCGUUAUCACUCGUAAUGUCAGUUGGUUAUAUAGACGGAUAACUCGUGUUUUCCUUUUGCGUUCGUCACUUCCCUUUCUUGAAAGCUUCAUAACGCAUCUAUCAUAGCAAUGAUCUCUGUGUUAAAAUUAUAUUUGGAAGUUGGAACGCGUUUAAUCAGUUCUGUCAUAUAUAUGAUAAUGACUGACACCAAUAUUGUCCUUAACCCCAUCACUAACACUAACUAGUACCAUGGAACCUCUCUGGCUGAAACAUCUGUCCACCAUAAGAGACAGUGGAUAUUGUCAACAGACCCAACAUCAGAAGAGCCCCAAUUUUUACUGUAAUUAAAUGUAUCUGAAAUUUGAGAGUUUGGACAUAAGAACCUUUUAUUGUUUGUUUAUUAUACCAUAUUUUAUAGACGUGUAUACAUUUCAGUUUAUAAGCUUUGGAGGUUUUAUAAGAAAUACCUAGUACUGGUAUAUCAUUCCUGGUUUCAGAAUAUUACAUGUAGAUAGGCUGAUAAACAUUACAACCAGAUCAAAUUUUAAUAUUUAGAAUAGUUAUGUAUAAUAAUGCCUAAAUGGACAACUUUAAAGUCUCUAAACCCAUUUAAAAAAUAUUGUGGAAGUUUAAUCUCUAAAAGAAAUAUCAGUUCCAAAAUGUUUCUAUUCCAUUCAGUAUUUACAAAGAUAUGAUGAAUUGAAAUUUUGCAGCAUUUAGCAUCUACUACAUGUACAGAUAAUACAAACAAACCAGCACCACCUACAUGUAUGAGUGUUGGAUAAGUCUUUAGGUGGGGCAAUCUUGUUUCGGAAUGAAACAAUAAUAUUUUGGUUAUGUUUUCCUUAUUAACAGUAAAUGUUGAAUGAUGAAUUUGAAAACAUUUAAACAUGGAUUAUGCCAUGAAUAAUGCAAAUGACUGUCAGUGACUUUAUUUAUAUUAUAAUAUAUUACAAAACAACUUAUGCAUAGUUACAUAUUGAAUAUGAUAUAGGACUAGGAUAGUUAUAUUAUGUAAUUGUUGUAUUUUGAUAAGAGUAAAUACCAGAUAAUCUAUGUAUAUAGGUCACCAUAGAGUGUAAUAUUAUAUAAUAGAAGUAUUAUCCUAAGCUUAGGCCAGACCAAUUUGAUUUGUAGUCAUUUAGGAUCUCAUAGAUCCUAAAUGACUACAAAUCAAAUUGGUAUUAGUAAAUAUGUCAGUAAAGCUAUAUUGUUUGGUUUGGUGUUUUUUAACUUCCAAACAAACACAUUUACUGAUGAACUAAAAGAUGUUAGAUACGAAAAUUUUUGUUUUUAAAUUUUUAUGUUAUCCAAAGAAAUUUGAAUUUGUUUUGAAUAGGCGUCCCUGAAGAAUUUAAAUUGGAGUUGCCUAACAAAAAUGUUAUAUAGUAUUCUACUAUUCAUGUAUAUAUAUAUAAUAUGUAUAUUGUGGUAUUAUGUAUAAUAAUGGAGUAUGUCAUUUAUUACGUAUAUAUUGUACAAUGAACAUACACUUACAGCAUUCAUCAGAGCAUAUAUAAUUACCUUUUCCUUAUUUUGGGAAAACCCUUUAAAGAGAGGUUAUCUCUCUUGCCAUAUAAAUAAAUGUAAUAAAUUUUGAGUAAUAUCUUAUAUUCAGUAUAUCCAUAAUCCAAAUACCAACCUACAUGUACUACAAGGAAGACUAUUUCUCAUCAAAACUUGUGAAAUUACUAAUUAUCUUCCUGGCAAGCCUGAAUAUGUAACAGGUUUAUAUUAAAUAAUGGGGGGUUUGGUGGCUAAAUGGUUAGCACGUGCGCGCUGUAGCAUAAAUUCUGUCAUUGAGUCAACUGGCGUGGUUUCGAAUCCCCGGUUGUACGUGGCAAGGAGUAGGGUUGCCUGUCCAACCUCGUGGGUUUUCUCCGGGUCCUCCGGUUUCCUCCCACUGCUAAAGACCCCUACGCGCAAGCGAAUUAUUGAAAUAAAAUUAAACCAUGUGUUAGUCCCGAAAUGACCUAGUUUGUGUCGAGUGGAUGUUAAACCCCAUUUCUCUCUCUCUCUUAUAUUAAAUAAUGUAACCCUGUUUAUAUUAGAUAUGUAAACAGAUUUAUAUUAAAUAUGUAAACAUAUUGAAUAUGUAAAAAGGUUUAUAUUGAAUAUGUGAACAGGUUUAUAUUAAAUAUGUAACUAGGUAUGUAUUAGGAAGUAGAGUGUAAACGAUUAUUUAUAAUAUUAUAUGUAUUUACCGGUUGAUGAUCUAUAAUUUAUAUAUCAUGAAUAUAUUUUUUGACCACUGUUAAAAGUGUUUAUUUGUUUACUUUUGACAACUGCGCCACCCCUACCCUCACCCACACGCCAGUCUCACAGUUCCUCUACUAUUUUAUUUGUGCAUUUAAUUUUGUCUUGUAAAUACAAUACCCUCAUAUUAAGUUCAAAAUUUAUAUUACUGUUGAAGACUGAAGAAAAUUUGAUACAAUGAUUGGUUUUAAGAAUGGUGUGUUCCAAAAUUUCCCAGGCUGAGGGUAUAUGUUGAUAAAAUAAGAUAUAAAUAGACAAUUUGAAAACCAAAAUAUGAAGAAAUAACUUUUACUUUGUCAAAAGUUUCAAAUCAAAACUGUGUUCAUCCAAAUAUUUCAAUAUACAAAUUCAAAUAUUUGUUAGUAUUAGUUAUUCAAUCACAAAUGAAACUAAUACAAUUAGAUCUGGUUUUUGUCUGCUAUGAAAUAUUUACUAAUUUUAUUCAAUGAAAUCAUGUAAUAUUUAAUAAUUUCUAGAAAUCUUAAAAUGCACUAAAAAUUGAUAAUUUAAAUUGAAAUCAAUAGCAUUUAAAAUAAAAGUAGCAUAUACAUGUAUAUAUAUAUAUGACCACAUCUCAGAAAUAAUUGCUAGAUUUGCUUACCGUAAUAGAUUUUUGUAACUUACUAAAGGAAAGCUUGCUAACCCCACUUAGAAAUUAAAAGUUUAUAAUUCAGUGAAAAAAUAUUAAAGAGCUUCAGAUAUAUGUACAUGAAUAGGAUAAAGGUUUCUAAGAAUUUUACACAGAAUUAAACAGUUUUAUUCAUAACAUUAUAUAUUAAAGAAAAUAAAGUGUUACAAUAAUAAUGAUGAGUCAUUGCACAGCAAACAAUAAAAUUUUAGUGAGAUUUCAUAUAAAAAAAAAUUAUAUAGGUUACACAGCUAAAAGGUCUCAUUUUCAGGGGUUUUUUUUAAAUUUCUUUUUUUUCUUUUUCAUAUCCUUAUGGAAAAGGAAACAUGCAAUAUAAAAUAGAUGUGAAAUCAGGUUUGUGUUUUGUCAGUUAUAAAAUUAAUACACAUGUACACUUGUUUUUUUCUGAUAAAUCUUUAUGAAUUUGAUAGUCCCAAAUGAUGAAGUUUGAGUAACCAACAGUUUAAAUGUGAUGCACUAUACAGGUCAAAUCAGGAAAUUAGAUAAGUUAUCUAUCCUUUUGAUAAUAAAAUUGACAGGGUUAAACCAACCACAGAUAAUGAAGACAAUAUGUAGAGAGAAUUUUGCCAGGACAGCACAUAAAUGCAUAUAGGUCAAUACAAACAGUUUUCAUUUAUUGACCCUGUCACACAAAGCUUAGUGUAAUUUUUCCUGAUAUUUAAAUAUCUCAUACUUUCAGAGAAAAAUAAGUUUCAAGGGCUAAACAUACGACACUAUUAUGCUUAAGGAAAAGAACUAAACAUCUGAUAUGAUGUGUUAUUUUGAUUAAUGAUCAGGCAAGCUCUGUAUAUGAUUAAAUUUUUAAAAAAAGCAGAAGUUAAUUUGUAUACUAAUAUUUUUUUGUUUUAAGCUUAAACUGUAGACAUAGGAACACGAAAUGUUUAUAUCUCGACAUUGGCUCUAUCUGUGCACCUAAGAUUUUAAAGAUGGACAAAUGUCCACUUCAUAAAGCAAAGCAGUAAAGCAGUACAUUAAAGAAGUCUGGUUAUUCAAAAACUAUAAUGAUGACUAGCAAAUAUAUACUAUACAGAUCCUGUUCUGAUCAGUAGUUGUUUGUUUUAACUAUGAAGAAGCAUUAUUGUGAUAUUUCUUUAUGAUAUGUUUGCUUAGAGAAACAGGAUCUGUGGGGUGCAUUUUAAAGUUAUGUGUCAAUGUAAAUAGAUCUGAAGCUGUAUAUGUUAGUGAGUAUCCGCCAUAGAUUGAUAGAUCGGUAUUCAAUAGUAAUUCUUCAGUUUUUAAACACAGGUCCAUUUAAAGACAUUCUUCCAAGCACGACACAAAGUAAACAUACAGUAAAUUAUUUGGCAGGGGGAGGGUCUUCACUGAUUUUGAAAUGGGAUUUUUGCCUGGAUAGUGGCAAACCAUGAGUAGAAAGAAAGGCAGAUGGAUUCCUUAGUUCUGGGAUUCACUGCAAAUUGUUAAGAGGUGUAAGAUCCAUCACCCUCUCUCAUUGUCUCCGGACCUGGCAUAAUACAGUGGGUUUUUGGGUUGCCUCCCUUGUAAGUUUGUUUUGUUGCAGUGCAGUGGAAGCUUCUGAACGGUCCUCAGAUGCAUUUAAUCAAUUUGAUAGUGCUAUUAUUAUUUGUUACUACAGUGAUGUGUCUUGUCAGUAUGUUUGUCUUCUGGGUUUCAAUUUGGUUAUUUAUGGUGCACUGUAUCUAACAUGGUGUGAUAUGUAUUGUGUAUCAUACAGCAUAUGCUCACAAUUUCCAAAGCACCUGAUACCAUCUUUCCACUGUUUCUUUUAUUUAAUUAAGUACUGUUCUGUUUUUUGUUGACCAGUUUAGUUAUGUUUACAAUUUUUACAUUCAAAAUUGUUUAUCUUUUUUGUGCUUUUGACCCAAUCUGAUUAAAAUACAGAUCUAUAUUUCGUUUGUUUUUUUUAUACUUCCGAUGGCCUACACUACAUGAAGAUCUGACAAGUUGUACUCGAAGGUCGUGUAAGGGGUCGUACGAGCAACUUUUGACCCUAUGACAUCAGAAAUUGAUUAAUCAUUCAGCGUUGACGUUUCUAGUGAUUUACCCACAGUUCCAUGUAUGGCAUGCCAAGAAGUCGCUGUAACAUACCGUUUCAUUGGCUUAUCCCUCACUUCAACCAAAAUGCCGGAAAUAUAACAACACUUUCAGAUCCUAGUGUAGUAAAGAGAAGUAAAACGAAAUUUUGAACUAUAAAAAAACGAAAUGAAAUAGGAUCUGUGUAUUAAUCAGAUUGUUCUGACCAUGAUUUCUCCAGGAAUGAGACACAUUACAUAUUUAGACAAAAAUGUAAAGCUUCCAUUUUAUAUCAUCAUUUAAUUUUUAAUGGAUUUUUUUAUAUGUAUUUGUGCUAAUAAUGGCCAAAAUGUUUAGCUUUUGAACAAAGGAAUGAAUAAAUCUGUUAUUUGUUAAUUGCAAAAUAUUGAGAAAAUUAUUCUUUUAAUUAGUAAAUAAUGAAUAAUGUACAUUUUUGAAUAAAUUAUUGAUUGGU
This is a messenger RNA of Patella vulgata (common limpet), 11131 nucleotides long. Its product is annotated as lysM and putative peptidoglycan-binding domain-containing protein 2. Lineage: Eukaryota; Metazoa; Mollusca; Gastropoda; Patellidae. The transcript has a single exon. The record is from RefSeq and is a predicted model, not a curated record. Bases 134 to 733 code for a protein of 199 amino acids.